AUGCCCCUGGAGUGGGUACAUUCAUUCAUUAUCAGUCACGCGGCUUCUCUCAGAAAAUACAUUCGUUGAUGUUCCUCGUAUAUCAACAACAGCACGAAGAUCAGUGCUGUUGCGACAAAAACUAGGACUACAACUUGUUUGCAGAAGACAGUCGGACGAACUCGGAAUCAAAGAUCAAAGCAAGAAGAUGGACCUUCUCGGCUCAUGUGUCUCGACCGCAGUUGAGUGCUGCACAGCGGAAACCUGUGACGGGGACUUACCGCCUAGUUAUGGGCAGAUUGACUCCCGGCACCAGGAUCCACGGGAUGAGGAGAGCAUCGACCGUAUGUUUUUCGGAGGCGCAAAAAGUGCAGGUGGAGGAUUGCCUUCUCUUGGAACGGUUUCAACUUAAGGUUGAUCUUGAUGAGGUCGAUCUUGAUGAUCUUGGAAUCUAAGUACUAUGCGAUGAUUCGCAAUCUAAGAAGUACUAUAAAUAAUGUUGCAUUUAUUGCAACACAGUGUCAGUUCUAAUUCUUCGCUUCCCUCUCCGGAGGUCUUGGUGGUGUGCACAGCUUGUCAGUACGACCAGGUGGGCUCACGUUACCUACGAGCGGACUCCUGCAACCGCCUGUAAGCAUCUUUGGUGUCCCAAGAGGUCAGCUUCUAUCCAGUAAUUUUAUGUCCUGAGGUGGUGGACGUCCCCCACAUCAUCCCUGUAUUAAGUCUAUUAGAACAACUACUUAUACUUAAGUACAUGAUUUCAGUUAUUAGAUCAUGAAGACGAUAUGGGACACUUUUUGGUGGAGGAAACAUCCUCGAUCCUCAGCGUCGUGAAAUUUCGUUGACUAAGUCGAGACCAAGAACGCUAGACGUUGACUAAGUCAAGACCAACGCUGGACGAAGUCGAAUUAGCGCUGACAAUGUAAAGGAAGACGGUCGUCCUCUUGGUCGUUCAGAAGCUGAAAGUCCCAAGGCUGUAGAUGAUGUAUGUCUCCUUCUCCACCUAGGCCAUAUGGAACUUUUUGUACCUCUUCUGAUAUCGAAUUGUUCUAUCGUGCCUAUUGAAGAUACUGAUUUCGUUGACUAAGUCAAGACCAGCGCUAAUUCGACUUCGUCCACCGCUGGGGUUCUCGGUCUUCCAGACACUUUCAAAUGUAUGGUCAAAUAUGAUGAACAGGAUCAACAAGAAGACGCGCAAUAUUGACAAUCACCAAUUCGUAGGAGUAGGAUAAAAGUACAUGACUGAUUUUGAUACAACUAUUCCCUUUCCACCUGCGCCCUUUUACGAAAGACCGUCGAAGUGCAAUUAUAGAGCUAUUAUCAACAUCAUUUGUGCUUCUGCUACUCGUCCCGUAUCGCUAUCUCAAUAUCAUCCACCUCUUCAAUAUUGCAAACGGCGCAAGGCAGGGACAAGAACCGUUGACGCAACUCCCGCCACGUGCUUACUUUGAGCGCGAUUCGGCGGAGAUCGCAUCUUUUACCAGGCCACCAUCCUCCUCUUCGCCAGUAACCCUAUCAUCCGGCUCCGUCUAUAGCGGUCAGUGUUAAGGCCAUCUCCUAAUUCAUCUCAUAGGAACGACUAGGGAGAUCUUGACUCUGCUGAGGGAUCAUCCCCACUACAGGGAUGUCGCUCUAACAGUGGAAACGAAUUACAUUGAAGACCAGCAGUUCCGAGAAUCCCAGCAAAAUAGAAGGAACAACUACUAAAUGGGUACGACAUGGCACUGGCCAAAUGUCAUGGCCGGAUGGCACCAAGUACGUAGGGGAAUGGCAUGACGACAAAGCACAUGGGAAAGGUAGUACUGAGAAUGUGUAGUAGAAGCAGAAGCAGGUACCAUUGCAGCGAUAGUAAGAUUUGAUGCAGCAGCACCUUGCAUGACGUUGUGUAUGAUGGGAAAGGUUUUAAAUGUGCCUACUGCGACUGACUUCGUAGACAUGUCAGUCCAUGAACAGAACAAGCAUUUUUAUCUUCAGAACAUAGUAUUGACGACCCACAGCGGUAUAUUAAUCUAGAUCAUAGGAACCAGAACAAACACAGGUCAACUCGACUACGCGUCGGGCGCAGACCACUACUGUGGUGAGUGGAAGGAGAAUCGCUGUGAUGGAUUCGGCGUCUAUAUUCAUGGCGAAACCAUUUUUUAUGGCGAGUGGAAAAACGACAGACAGCAGGGUCAUGGCGUAGAAUCAUGGGGAGAAGGGAGUAAAUUUGAAGGCCGCUUCGAGAACGGAGUCAAAAACGGUCAUGGUGUCUACGUGUGGCCCGAUCAGAGUGAGUACCAAGGGACCUGGCAAGCGAAUAAACUUGAAGUAUUAAUACUAGUACUAGUGCUAGAUGAAGACUUUGAUUUGGUUAAGCGCCCGACAGUUCCCUGUCUGUAACUACUAGUAGCUCCCAUCUCCUGCCCAACGCAUCCCUUCGACGAAGCGCGCCUCCGCUCCUUCCUUUGCAUUUUGAUGCAGAUCAACGCUGAAAUAGAAUUUAAACUUCAAUUUUUUGCGAUAAAAUCAAAAAUUUAGGUUUCGAGCUUCGAAAUUUAAAAUUUUGAAUCUCAAAGAAUUGUAAGCUUCAAAUUUAGACCGCAAAUUUGAAGCUAGAAGCUCAAAACUUGUAAUUUGAAAUUCAAAAUUUUGGAUUUGGAUGUGAAAUUUCAAACAUUAAACCAAAAAUUUCGAUUUUAUCGCUUGAUAUAGAAAUUAAAACUCAUGCGUCGCAAAAUAUUUGCCAUGUCAUGCCUCACGAGGUCAUGGCAGGUACAUUUUGGAUUGUGUGUCGUUGUUCAAGAAGCUUUCUAUUUGAUAUUUAGUUGCAUUCUGCAAGAAUCUUCAAAUCAUAAAUGCAAUCUAUUAUAUCAUGAUGAAUUCUCGAACUCAAUUAUACGAUUUUGCCUCUAGUCAAUGAUAGCAUACAUAUCGAGACUUUCUUCAUCGGGUUGUAAGUGCAAUCUCCUUUGGAUUUUUACAAGUUUCUUCUAGUAGAUUUCACUUCACUUUUAUCAGUCCGUCUCAUCUAGUUGGUUCCAAACGAACCUGUCACUUCGAUCAUGUUUUCUACCACGACCGCCACCACGCCAACAUCAGGGCCUUGGUCUAUACACAGCUGAAGACAAAAAUUUCCGUGGAGAAUGGAAGAAUUCCUUGAUACAUGGUUUGGGGAUCUAUCGAUGGGGAGAUGGACGCAGCUACGCUGGCGAAUACGUCGACGAUAAAAAACAUGGCUUUAUGAAGAAACGCAGAUUCAGUCAGUCGUUCGUUGUAGUACUAGAGUCAUGGAUAUCUUCUAUGACUAUCUAUCUAAUAUGACUAUCUUCAUCUAUGACUAUCUUCAUCUAUGACUAUCUUCUAUGACUAUCUUCUAUGACUACCUUCCAUGGCUAUCCUAUGUUGUGAGGACCUAGAAUAAAUCAAAAAUUGAUAAUAUGCUCCUGGCGUAGUUUGAACUUCCACCCAGAUGAUAAAGAUAGACCAUGAUUUUCAACCAUUGUAUCCCCUGCCUUCCUUCAUAUCUUUCGGUACGUUUUUAUGGGCUGAUGGACGUCGAUACGAGGGAUUUUGGCGUGUGGGUAAGCAAGAAGGACCAGGCAUUUUCACGCGACGAGACGGAACGCAGAUAGAAGGUGUGUGGUUGCAAGGAAAGCGGACGAACUAGUUCUUGUAGAACUAGAGUACUUGGAAAGUACUACACAUAAAGAAAAAUGACCGGUUAUUUUUCCCUCGUCAUCCUCCUAGGUAGUUAGUCCCUUCAAACAAACAAUUUUAGUAGAUAACAAAGGUAGACGACGUAGUUCCUCAUAGUACUCGACAUGAUUAGAGUCCAACUUUUUUAUUCUUUUUGUUGUUCUAUUUCUAACAUUUCUUGGUCAAGAACCAACCACCAGGAAGAGGUGAUGAGGAUAAUCAACAUGUGCACGAAUUCACCAAGAAUGAGACUCGUAGUUCCUCCACAACAAAUUUUCCGUGCCAAGAAGUCACGUCACCAUGUCUUCUCUUGUGUACUUACACAACGAAAUCAUGUAUCAGUCUCCACUACAAGUGAAUUGAAG
Molecule: messenger RNA, 4019 nt
Organism: Amoebophrya sp. A25
Lineage: Eukaryota; Dinophyceae; Syndiniales; Amoebophryaceae
Source: the annotation of a GenBank genome assembly